Molecule: messenger RNA, 1305 nt
Organism: Triticum turgidum subsp. durum (durum wheat)
Lineage: Eukaryota; Viridiplantae; Streptophyta; Magnoliopsida; Poales; Poaceae
Source: the annotation of a GenBank genome assembly
AUGCUGCAUGGCUGCGUGGUUAAGGUUGGUUUGGACUUGGAUAUGUUCGUCGGGAGUGCCAUGGUGGACAUGUAUGCCAAGAACGGUGGACUUGAGGAGGCGAUCAAGGUGUUUGACUGCACCCCGAAUCAGAAUGCAGUGGUUUACGGUGCCAUGAUCGCGGGCUUCGCUCGCUUAGGUAAUGACCCUUGCCCUGAGAUUAGAAUCGAAGCUGUCAGGCUUUUCUCAGACUUGCUCCGGAUGGGUGUAAAACUGUCCAGGUUUACUUUCAAGAGUGUGCUCGAAGUCUGCAAUUUGACCAAUGCGGUGCACUGUGGGAGGCUGAUACACGCUCAUGUUAUAUUCAAUGGGUUUCAGGACGAUGAGUUCAUAGCAAAUGCGCUGAUCAACUUGUACUCCCAAGCACGGUCAGUAAGUGACAGUCUGAGAUGCUUCCAGAUGACUCCCAGGCAAGAUGUCGUCACAUGGACAUCCAUGAUUACAGCAUUCGUGCAUGAUGAGAAUUUUGAGAAGGCACUAGGCCUGUUCCUAGAGUUUCUUUCUGUUGGAAAAGAGCCAGACCAGUUCACCUUAUCGAGUGUGAUGAAUGCUUGUGCUGCUCUGAGUCUACCAGCAACCUGUAAGCAGAUACACUGUUAUACGGUCAAAUCUGGACUCGCUCAGUUCACUGUGUGCGGCAAUUCUCAGAUUUCUAUGUAUAGGAAUAUAGGUGAUGUUGAGGCUUCAAAGAAGACAUUCGAGCUGAUUACAUGUCUGGAUAUAUUCUCAUGGUCUGCAAUGAUUUUGAGCUACGCAGUCCAUGGCCAUGAAGGCGAGGCUCUAGUGCUCCUGGAGAAGAUGAAGGAUUGUGGUGUCGUGAUAAAUGAUAAUGCUUUGCUUGCCGUUCUCAUUGCUUGCAGCCAGCAGGGGCUGGCAGAGGAAGGUUUCAGGCACUAUGAGAGCAUGCUAUCAGAUUAUGGCUGUUCCCCAAAUACGAAGCACAAAGCUUGCGUAGUUGACCUCCUUGGCCGUGUUGGUAAGAUAUCUGAGGCUGAAGAUUUCAUAAUGGGGUCUGGAUCAGAAAAUGACCCAAUACUUUGGCAUGCACUGUUGCGUGCAUGCAGAAUCCAUGGGGACAAAGAGAGGGGUAUAAAAACCGGAGAGAAAUUAAUGGAACUCGAGCCCUUCGCUGUUACUUCAUAUGUGGUGCUGUACAACCUCUACAUGGGUGCCGGCAAAAUCUCAUUGGCUAUGAAGACGAGAGGCCUGAUGAGAGAGCGAGGCAUGAGUAAGGAAGCCGGGAUUAGUUGGUUCAUGCCAGAUUAG